CAGACGGCACGGACACCACAGGAUCGGCUGCAGACCCCCAUUCUCAGGGGCCCUGACCUCCAGGAUUUCUCCUCUGACCUGGCUCUUACAGCCUGAGGCCUCCUUCUCUCAGGACAGAGGAAAGCGGAGACCAUGUCAGACGUGGAGGAGACGGUGGACGAGUACGAGGAGGAGCAGGAAGAAGGAACUGCGGAAGAAGAGGAAGCCUGGAGACAGGAUGGAGACGAGCAGGAGGAGGCAGUGGAAGAAGAGGCUGGAGGCGAGGCUGAGGCUGAGGAGGCCAACGCCGAAGAAGCUGGGCAGGAAGAGGAUGGGAGAGAGGCUGAAGAUGGCCCGAUGGAGGAGUCCAAACCCAAGCCCAGGCUGUUUAUGCCCAACCUGGUGCCACCCAAGAUCCCCGAUGGAGAGAGAGUGGACUUCGACGACAUCCACCGGAAGCGCAUGGAGAAGGACCUGAACGAGCUGCAGACACUGAUUGAGGCGCAUUUCGAGAACCGCAAGAAGGAGGAGGAGGAGCUGGUCUCUCUCAAAGACAGGAUCGAGAAGCGCCGGGCGGAGCGGGCAGAGCAGCAGCGCAUCCGGACAGAGCGGGAGAAGGAGCGGCAGACCCGCCUGGCUGAGGAGAGGGCCCGCCGGGAGGAGGAGGAGAACCGGAGGAAGGCUGAGGACGAGGCCCGGAAGAAGAAGGCUCUGUCCAACAUGAUGCAUUUUGGAGGCUACAUCCAGAAGGCUCAGACGGAGCGUAAGAGUGGGAAGAGGCAGACGGAGCGGGAGAAGAAGAAGAAGAUUCUGGCGGAGAGGAGGAAGGUGCUGGCCAUCGACCACCUGAACGAAGACCAGCUCAGGGAGAAGGCCAAGGAGCUGUGGCAAAGCAUCUACAACCUGGAGGCGGAGAAGUUUGACCUGCAGGAGAAGUUCAAGCAGCAGAAAUACGAGAUCAACGUUCUCCGAAACAGGAUCAAUGAUAACCAGAAAGUCUCCAAGACCCGCGGAAAGGCCAAAGUCACUGGACGUUGGAAGUAGAGGCGGCCUCCGCGGAGGCUGAGCCUCCUCCUGCAGGGUCCUGCCCUGCACCCCCCAGCCCCUGCUCCCUCCUGGGGUCCUCUGGCCACCAAAGGCUUACUGCCUCUGCAGACCAGGAGCUGGCCCAGCUGGAAACUGCCUUCAUGCCUGACCCCACGCGCCCGCCCCAACCAGCAAUAAAGGACACCACGCACACAC
Phacochoerus africanus (Common warthog) is the source of this 1221-nucleotide messenger RNA. RefSeq names its product troponin T2, cardiac type (gene TNNT2). Gene Ontology annotation, biological process: cardiac muscle contraction; regulation of muscle contraction; sarcomere organization. The record is from RefSeq and is a predicted model, not a curated record. Gene Ontology annotation, molecular function: troponin I binding; tropomyosin binding; troponin C binding. The coding region runs from base 133 to 1023 and encodes 296 amino acids. Gene Ontology annotation, cellular component: troponin complex. NCBI's taxonomy places the organism in Eukaryota, Metazoa, Chordata, Mammalia, Artiodactyla, Suidae. The transcript has 18 exons.